Messenger RNA from Aedes aegypti (yellow fever mosquito), 2782 nucleotides. Its product is annotated as gastrula zinc finger protein XlCGF8.2DB. Lineage: Eukaryota; Metazoa; Arthropoda; Insecta; Diptera; Culicidae. Gene Ontology annotation, cellular component: nucleus. Bases 542 to 1291 code for a protein of 249 amino acids. Gene Ontology annotation, biological process: regulation of transcription by RNA polymerase II. The record is from RefSeq and is a predicted model, not a curated record. The transcript has 9 exons. Gene Ontology annotation, molecular function: RNA polymerase II cis-regulatory region sequence-specific DNA binding; DNA-binding transcription activator activity, RNA polymerase II-specific.
UGAGAGCUUCAGCUGUCAAAAUGUGAAAAAAAUAAUAUUUUCUACCUUUCCUCCUGUGCGUGUGGUGCGUGUUCUUCUGGAUCAUAGCUGACAUCAGCAUUUGGAAAGGGGAUUUUUCUACUGUUAAAUCGACGAUAAACAUGCGUUAAACUAAUCGUUAAUACCAAUUUUCGUGGUGCAGUUUAAUGAAAUUGUAUUAGGUAGCACGAAAAUUGUCGGCCGCAAGCUGGAAGAACUCGUCUUCUCUUCCGGGUAGUGAAGUAGGAAAGAGGUUUCUAAACGACUGAGGACUAUCUCUAAUGAUCUAUUAGCGGUGGGUGUCAAAGUUCAUUGUGGAUCGAAACAGCUCAAGCAUGGCUUCGAUCUCUUGAAAAUACCAUCGACCUCCCCGCAAUUUCGGCUGUGAUAUGAUCUGAAAUAGAGCAAGUCCAUUAUUCUGCACGACAAGAAUAAAUGUUUCGAGUCAAAUUUAAGUUAAGAAGAAAAAUCGAUGAGUGAUCGCUGAUUUCGUUAAGGAGAAGUUAAGCAAGGAGUCCCAAAAAUGGAAGUGUCUCGGCCACCAGUCAUGAAAGUAGCCAGCUGUAGUAAACCAUUUCAGUGCUCUGAGUGUGAUAAGCAGUUUCGACAGCUUAGCACUCUCACAAAUCACAUGAAAAUUCAUACAGGCGACAAACCCUAUAAAUGCACAAUAUGCUCGAAAGAGUUCCGCCAGACUACAACUCUAUCGAACCAUAUUAAAAUUCAUACAGGUGAAAAACCAUUUCACUGCACUUAUUGUGGCAAACAAUUCCGGCAGCUGAGCACACUUUCAAACCAUUUGAAAAUCCACACUGGUGAAAAACCAUACGAGUGUUCCGUUUGUGGUAAACAGUUCCGACAGUCUAGUACGCUUAAUAGUCACAUUAGGAUCCAUUCGGAUGAUAAGUAUUCUGUGAAACCCUUCAAAUGCACAAUGUGUCCCAAGGAGUUCCGCCAAACUACGACUCUGUCAAACCACCUGAAAAUUCACACAGGUGAAAAGCCCUAUACUUGUACAUAUUGCAAUAAAAGUUUUAGACAGACUGGAACGCUCUCGAAUCAUAUGAAAAUCCAUACUGGAGAAAAGCCCUACGAGUGUGCUGUCUGCCAGAAACAGUUCAGACAGUCUAGCACGUUGAAUUCUCAUAUCCGAAUCCACACCGAUGACAAGAUUUGUAAAACAUCAUCUUCGCCAGUUCCUGUACCAACACCGAUAUCGACCAUGACGAUAUUGAAGCUCGAGGAUAUGAAACCACUCUACACGAUAAUUUAAUAAGUAUACGAAUCGACCGAACCGGGCAGCAAACCAACCAAUUCCAAUUGCUUCGACGUUUAUAAACGUAUUUAAAAACUCAUCGAUUGAUUCUACGGCAAAGCCUUGACUAUGGGUAGUACCUAUUCUACCACUUCGUGAGCUUAUCGAAUUAAGUUUGGUUAACUUUAAUGACUCGAUUCGUUUUUCGUUUUAACCCUCAAGUGGAUUGGUAGCAAUUAAAGCUUUAGGAUUUCGGAAGCCACGUGGAGGUUAAUUUGCUCACACGUUCAAAGUCACUUCCGUUACUGAACACCUGAAGAAAAGUUAAUCUCGAAUGGGGAUGGCAUACUUGUUACUGUUUGUGUAUUUUCUCGACCAAUUGAUGCUUUGCUCCUUGUAAUUUUCCAAUCAAUCACCUUGUAAUCGGAUUAAUUUCGCCGGUGCAUUGGAAAUCCAAAUUAAAACAUUAACCAACCUGCAUCCAUCGGUUGCCAACAUGGGAUGGCAUGGCAUCUCGCUUGAGCAUUAUUAAGUUUAAUCAGGCGCACUUCCACGCAAUGAGGGUUAUCUAAAGUACGUGACGAUAAUGGAAAUAUACGCAAUUGCAUGCCCGGGGGCUGAUCAGGCUCACGGGGAUAUUGAUUUCCGAACGAAUGGCCAAACAAGCCCGGUGGUGACUGGGCUGGAAACUCAUCUCAUUGAUGGGAUUGCUUUGCGUUAUCAGUAAGUCUGAAAUCGAACGGGUAAUUACAGUGCGACACAAGGGAGGCAGCUCGCUUUCUUGGUUCACAAUUGGCUCGUUGACGUCCAAGGGCUGAUCAAAUAUGUAGUCGCUCGGGUGCACCGUCUUCAAUGUAGGGGUGUUCAUACUCAAGAAUCAUGUAGUGUAAAUUGCUGAAAAAGGUAAGGACUUGCAUUAUAAUUGAAAUUUCUUUGAUAUUUACUACAAAAAGAAUUAAUUUUGCAAAAAAUUCCUACAAAGGUUAUUCUUCAUUGAAAUCCCCUAAAUUUAGCCGAGGACAGCUUUUAACGAAGUUUUACGAAAGUCAAUACUUAAUUUUCUAAAUUGGAUUGUGUAAUGAUAAAAAAGUAACAGUUUUUUUGUAGCUUGCUUAAAAGAGCUAAUCUUAAAACAUGGGUUUUUACGUUUCAAUAACUCAAUUUUGACAUUAUUAAUUAUUUGAAAAGAUUUCAAUCUGUAGGUGCCAUUGUACCGAUUCAUUAAAUGACGACGUUUAUACAGGGUGUCUAAAUUAUUCGUACCAACUUUGAAAGCUUGGCUCCAUGCAAACACGCGCAAUUAAUUCAGUAUUCCGGCACGAUUUAAUGUAUUGACCUAUUUUAUUAUUGAGCUGUGAGUUUGACACAUUUCCCAUUUCAAAUAUUUGUAAAACCAAGCCAAAUGUGUUGAGUGGUCUUAGAGAGAGAGCUGUUUUUCUUUAAUCCUAAUAAUUGAACAUCCCUAACUUCACUUUUCGUUCGCCUAUGACCGUUGCGAUUGGAUGUGAA